This is a messenger RNA of Monoraphidium neglectum, 1686 nucleotides long. RefSeq lists its product as hypothetical. The transcript is spliced from 4 exons. Bases 1 to 1686 code for a protein of 561 amino acids. The record is from RefSeq and is a predicted model, not a curated record. NCBI's taxonomy places the organism in Eukaryota, Viridiplantae, Chlorophyta, Chlorophyceae, Sphaeropleales, Selenastraceae.
AUGCAGCUGGAGCUCUAUCAGCAGAUGGUGGGGCGCCUCAAAGACAGGAUGGAGCAGGCUGAUCUGGAGAAGGCGGAGAUGGAGUCGGACAAGCACCACCUGGAAAGCCAGCUGGCGCAUUUCCUGGGCACCUCCCCCCACGACGCGCCCCCGAGCAGCGUCGAGGGCAGCGCCCCCUCGGGGACCCGCCGCUGGGGCAGCGGCCUGCUCAGCCGCUGGCGCGGCCCGGGCGGCGCGGGGCUCGUCAGCGGCGCCGGCGGCGCCGGCGCGCAGCAGCACGCGGGCGGGGACGGGGGGGAUGGGGACGAGCGGGGCGGCGGCGCGGCGAGCGGCGCCGACACGCCGUCGAAUGCUGGGUCGCCGCGGAUCCUCGAGGGCUUGGACGUGCCACUGGGCGGCCUCCCGCCGCCCUCGCCGCCCGGCGGCGGCGGCGGCAGCUUCAAGCUGAGCGCCUCGGCCGACGCGUCAGGCGCGCCGGUGCUGCCGGCGCCGCCGAGCGCGUACGGGCGGCUGUUUGGCCGCGUGAACCGAGCGCUCACCGGCGGCGCGGCAGUCGGGGAGGCGCUCGCGAAGGAAGCUGCGGAGGAGCUGGCGCGGGAGCUGGGGCAGGCGAAGCGCCAGCUGGCGGCGUUGGACGGGGAGAACCAGCAUCUGGUGAUGGCGCUGGUUCAGAUCAAGAUGGAGCUGGCAGAUCUGCAGGGCAUCAACCUUCAAUACAAGCGCGCUUUGGUGCGGGCCAUGGACAAGGAGUCGUGCAUGGAGAUCCGGGUGCAGGAGCUCCAGAACAUGCUGGACAUGGUCACAUCUGUCCCCUCAGCCGCCGCCGCCCUGGCGGGCGUCCAGCUGGCGCUGCGCCCGGGCAGCGUGGCCGACACAGACACCGCCAGCGGCGCGGGCAGCGAGGCCGGGGAGCCCAGCCGGCCGGGCAGCAGCGUCGACCCCACGGAAGGCGAGGCCAGCGGCGGCGAGGGCGGCGGCCGCGAGGCGGGGGCCACUGGUGACGGGGACGGCAGGGGCGAGGCGGGCGGCGGCGCGGCGGCACGCGGGAAGGCGCGGGGGCGGUCGCGGCUCGCGGCGGUGGCGGGCGGCGCCAGUGAGACAGCUGAAGGCACCGAGGAUACGGAAGAUGCGUUUGAGGAAGUUGCUGACGAGGACGACAGGGAGGGCGAGGGCGCCGCGGCCCAUGCGGCGGCUGCCGAGCCGGAUGCAGCUGCAGCCGCGGAGGGGCCGGCCCCUGAGGAGCCUGAGUUAGUGGCGGCGGCUGCGGCCGAGGCACCAACGGCAGGGGCGGGGGCAGGGGCAGCGGAGGGCGACGCAGCCGAGGGGGCUGCAGCCGAGGGGGCAGCGGCCGAGAGUGCCGCAGCCGAGGAGGCGGCGACCGAGGGGGCGGCGGCCGAGGGGGCGGCGACCGAGGGGGCGGCGACCGAGGGACCGGCGACCGAGGGGACUCGCAAGGAGCAUGCUCCUGAGGGCGCUCCAGAGGCAUCGCCUACAGUCGACGGGCAGCCAGCAGUGGGGACGGCAGCAGGGGGGCCAGCAGCAGAGGGUGCGGCAGCCGAGGGCGCGGCAGCCGGGGGAGUGGGUGCGGCGAGGCAGGCAGUGCACGCUGAACACUUGGGGUCGGCUGCAGAGCCACCAGCAGUGGCAGCACAGCAGCAGCAGCAGCAGCAGCAGCCGGCCACCUGA